Molecule: messenger RNA, 4875 nt
Organism: Closterium sp. NIES-65
Lineage: Eukaryota; Viridiplantae; Streptophyta; Zygnematophyceae; Desmidiales; Closteriaceae
Source: the annotation of a GenBank genome assembly
AUGCUCUCACUCAAGGAUCACAUCUAUACGAUACGAUACGAUAUUGCGAACCCUUUCAGGUCCACCCUUUCCCCACUCCGGUCACCGACGAGUCUCUGUGCUUUCCGUCCCACGCUCUUUCAGGGAAGCUUCCUGGUCUCUGCAGCUGGGCCGGGCAGCGACGUGCCGGCAAUAUCGAGGGCGGAGAAUCUCGUGCUCUACGCGGACGCGCUCUUCGGGCGGCAAGAGUUCCGCCGCGCGCUGGUGGGUGCGCGGAGAGAGAGAGAGAGAGAGAGAGUGCGCUGGUGGGUGCGCGGAGAGAGAGAGUGCGCUGGUGGUUGCGCGGAGAGAGAGAGUGCGUUGGUGGGUGCGCGGAGAGAGAGAGAGAGAGAGGGUGCGCUGGUGGUUGCGCGGAGAGAGAGAGAGUGCGCUGAACCUCUACCGCCAGGCACAGCAGCUCUGCAAGGGGGAGCGUGUGUGGGAGGAGCAGGGGGAGGGGGAGGGGGCGUGGUUGGCGGAAUGGGGGGUGGAGGGGCGAGCAUGGUGGCCUUGGAUACAGACGUGGGGAAGGCAGAGGUGCGGCUGCGAGUGGCAGAGUGCUACGUGGCAUUGAAGGAGGUCAAGCCCGCCCUCACAGAGCUGGAGGCAGUGCCUCACCGCCUGCGCUCGCUGCGACUCAACCUGCUGCUCGCCCGCCUCUAUCGUUCCAGCAGCUACGACCGUGCUGCUCUCACUGCAUACAAGGAAUGCCUCAGGCAGUGUCCGUUUGCCAUGAAGGCAGUGACAGCAGUGGCGCAGUGUCCGUUUGCCAUGAAGGCAGUGACAGCAGGGGGUCAGCUCAGGCUGUCCGCAAGCCGCACUCCUCUGUGCCGACCACUCACUCCUUACCACUCCUUCACACACCUCUUCACCCCUUUACACCACCAGGCAGUGUCCAUUCGCAAUGGAGGCAGUGACAGCAGUGGGUCAGCUGGGGCUGUCAGCCAAAGAGACAUGCGCCCUGCUGCCACAGCAGGAGCUGGCUCACAAGUUACCACACUCGCACCACUAGGAGGAGGGUCUCUAGCACCCCACCAAGUACAAGCCGCACUCGUCCCCCCGACCCUCCCCUUCUCUCCGUGCCCUCCCCAUCUUCUCCACCCUCCCCACCCUCCCAUCCUCCCCAUCCUCCCCACCUCGUUCUUCAACAGCCCCUUCCCUGCACGCCCAGCAGCAGAGGAGGCAGGGCAGCAAGGCACCUCGUUCCCACUUCAUGCUAUCGCCAUCCCCCCGCCAACCCCCCCUGCUCUUCCCGUCCUUUCCAUCCUCCGCACCACAUCCCUCCCCCCAGCCCCUCCCCUGCACACCCAGCAGCAGAGGGGGCAGCAAGGCCGGAGCAACAGGAGAAGUGCACGAGUCUUGCAAGUGGCUGCAGGUAGUGACUGUAUCAGCAUACUAACCCCUACUUCUGUGUAUGGGUGUGUGCAUGGGUGGAUGUAUGGGUGCGUGUAUGGGUGCGUGUAUGGGUGCGUGUAUGGGUGCGUGUAUGGGUGCGUGUAUGGGUGCGUGUAUGGGUGCGUGUAUGGGUGCGUGUAUGGGUGCGUGUAUGGGUGCGUGUAUGGGUGCGUGUAUGGGUGCGUGUAUGGGUGCGUGUAUGGGUGCGUGUAUGGGGGUGCAUGCAUCCGUUCCGUGCAUGCACCCUGUGUGGACGAGUAUCAGCAGCUGUUGACUCGCUUCCCCAGCAACGUGCAUCUGCACCUGUACAUGGGGCAGGUGGAGGCGUCGCAGGGUCGCAAUGAGGAGGCCAUGCUACACUACCAAAAGGCCCGCACUCUAGACCCUUUCAACGUGGCCUGCAUGGACGACUACGCUCUGCUCCUCCUCUCCCGCCGCUCCCCCUCCGCCUCCUCCGCCCUCUCCCUCCCCAACCUGCAAGUCGACGCCAGCGUGGGGGGAGGGGGAGCAGCGGGGGGGGCGGGGGGAGCGGGGGGGGCGGAGCUGAGGAGGCUGACAGCGGAGAUGGUGGGAGUGGGGGCGGGGAGAGUGGAGGCAUGGGUGGUGGCUGCCGCGCUUUGGAUGAGCCGGGGGGAAAGAGGCAGUGCACUGGCAUAUGUGGAUAAGGACGUGGCGGCUGUGUUUCAUGAUCCCAUCUUUGUCACACUCUCAUCUCUCUCACGCUCCUCCUCGCCCCCUCAUGCCCCUCACCUACCUUCGUCCCCCCACCCGUCCACCCCCAGGCUCUUCGAUGGGACGACCACCACUUUCCAGCUUUCCCCCAUUCUGCUCUAUGCACCCAUUUCCCCCAUUCUGCUCUAUGCGCCCAUUUCCCCCAUUCUGCUCUAUGCGCCCAUUUCCCCCAUUCUGCUCUAUGCGCCCAUUUCCCCCAUUCUGCUCUAUGCGCCCAUUUCCCCCAUUCUGCUCUAUGCGCCCAUUUCCCCCAUUCUGCUCUAUGCGCCCAUUUCCCCCAUUCUGCUCUAUGCGCCCAUUUCCCCCAUUCUGCUCUAUGCGCCCAUUUCCCCCAUUCUGCUCUAUGCGCCCAUCUUAUCCUCUUACCUGCCACUCCUCCCGCCCUCUCCCUCCCUCCUCUCCUGCCCUCUCCCUCCCCACGUCCACCCCCAGGCGCUUCAACUGGACGACCAUCACUUCCCAGCUCUCCUCGCUAAGGUGCGCCUACGCCACCCUCCCCACCCUUCCCUCCCUCCCCAACCUCCCCACCCCCCCACCCUCCCCAACCUUCCCACCCUCCCCACCCUCCCCACCCUCCUCUCCCUCCCCACUCUCCCCUCCCUCCUCCCCCUUCCCACCUUACAAUCCCUCUCUCCCCCUCACCUUCUCAUCCUUUCAUCGCCGCGUUAUUUUGAUAUGAACUGCCACGCUACACACAACGCCAACUCCCUCUCUCUCCAUGCCAUGUGCACUUGCUGGUUUUCAGACUUCUUCAAUGCAUCCGUCCCUUUUGAGAAUUCUCAAAAGCCAACUCCCUCUCUCUUCAUGCCAUGUGCACUUGACGCCAUUGUGCUGCAGGCAGAGCGGUCACUGUCAGCAGCAGGGAGGUUUCAAGACAUACCCCCCCUCUGCCUUCCCCCCCGCCUGCUUCCCCCCCUUCCCCCGAACCCCCCAUCAGGGCGCCAUUGUGCUGCAGGCGAAGAGGUCACACCCCAUGCGUCACUGCGACACAGCACCGCACAGGAAUAUUCUGGCUCCUGCUCCCCUUCCUCCUUCUCUUCUUCCUCACUUGCAUACAACCCCGCCUGCCUCUCUGUCCUUCCUCUCAGCUCCCGCCCUUUCCUUCCGUCUCUGCCCCCACUGCGCAGCCCCAGUCCCUCACGGCUACGGGACCGCUCCUGGUACUGCCGCACUCUGUCCUCUCGCUGUCGCUCCUUCUCUGCUGCCCUCGAGACUUCUGGUGUCCGCACACCUUCUCUCUUGCCUCGCCAGUCCUCCUCGCGCCUCCACUCCCUUCCUCUUUCCGGUGAGUCCGACCUGUCUCUUUCCGGUGAGUCCGACCUGUCUCUUUCCGGUGAGUCCGACCUGUCUCUUUCCGGUGAGUCCGACCUGUCUCUUUCCGGUGAGUCCGACCUGUCUCUUUCCGGUGAGUCCGACCUGUCUCUUUCCGAGCGCUAUUCUGCUGCAAGCAGAGAGCUCAGCUUCAGCAGCAGUGGCUCAGAUUUCAAGCAGUCGCGUCACCCCACCCAACCCCCAUUCCCCCCCACGGCCGCACCACCUUCGAUCCCCAUCAGUGUGCCAUUCCGCUGCAGGCGGAGAGGGCGCCAUCCUUCUACAAGCAGAGCAGUCAGAGCUAGCAGCAGUGGCUCCAAAGCCAAGCACUCCCCUCAGGCAUUCGUUCAGAUCCACCCCACCCUUCUCCACCCCACUCCACCCCACUCCACCCCUCUCCACACCUCUCCACCCCACCUUUCCCUCCCUCCCCCGAACCCCCACCAGGGCGCCAUUCUGCUGCAAACCGAGCGGGCGGAAUCAGCAGCAGUGGCGUCUGCAGCAGCUGCCAUCUUCCGGAGGGCCUACACACAGAAGCAGGACCUCCGGGUGUUCCAAGGGGGAGGGGUGUGGCGGGAAGAAGGGCGGGUGGCGUUGGGUAUGUGUGGGCGAGGAGGAGGAGGUGAAAGGAGAGCUUACACACAGAAGCAGGACCUGCGGGUGUUCCAAGGUCUGGUCCGAGCCUACCUGCGGAUUCCGAAGCUGAAGGAGGCCAUAGCAGCGGCUCGGGAGGCAGUCAAGGCGUUUCCCAACUCUGCCAGCGCGUUGUCUCUUCUGGGGGAGGUGUAUCUGCAGCACGGCGACAGCAGGGACAAGGCACGCAAGGUGUUUGAGGCGGCACUGAGGAUGGACGGGCGCUGUGGCGCUGCUGCGCGCAAGGUGUUUGAGGCGGCACUGAGGAUGGACGGGCGCUGUGGUGCUGCUGUCACGGGCCUGGCAGACGCUCACAGCAUGGACGGGCGGCAUUCUGCUGCCGUUGACGUGCACAGCAUGGGCCUGGCAGACGCUCACAGCAUGGACGGGCGGCAUGCUGCUGCCGUGGACGUGCACAGCAUGGGCCUGGCAGACGCUCACAGCAUGGACGGCCGCCAUGCUGCUGCCGUGGACGUGCACAGUAUGGGCAGCAGCACAGCAUGGACGGACGGGCGGCACGCUGCUGCCGUUGACGUGCUGGAGCGCCACCUGGCAGUGGACGCUGCUGACUGGAUCCACGUGAAGCUGGGGUUUGUCCACAUGGCGGCCAACCGGCUGCCCGACGCUCUGCACCAUCUGCAGACGGCCCUCAGCAUCAAUCCGACCAAUGAAAACGCCAAGAGAGGGCUCAAUCGCAUCGACCGACUUCUAAAGGGAGGCGAUGGGGACGACGAGGAGGAAGAGACCUCCACACAGUAUGGCACUGGCAGUCCUCUCUUUGAAUGA